Wasmannia auropunctata (little fire ant) is the source of this 440-nucleotide messenger RNA. RefSeq lists its product as uncharacterized. The transcript has 2 exons. The coding region runs from base 42 to 440 and encodes 132 amino acids. NCBI's taxonomy places the organism in Eukaryota, Metazoa, Arthropoda, Insecta, Hymenoptera, Formicidae. The record is from RefSeq and is a predicted model, not a curated record.
UCUGUCUGUCCGUCUAUCCGCCGGGACACGCGAGCCCCGGGAUGGCUACGAGGACAGGGGAGGGCGAGGGUGAGACACCCGCGACGGUCUACGACGACAACAAUGCCGGUAUCGUGACGACGGCGGGCACGCUCGCGGAAUCGUCCACGUCGUCUUCGUCCUCCUCCUCCGCUACCGCCGCCGCGGUGCCAACGGUGAUCCUGACGGAGAGUACCGCUACGAGCGCCGGUAGUCUGCCCUUGACGGGAUCCCAACAACAGAGCAGCCUGCAUCAGGUGCAUCAUCAGCAGCAGCAGCAACAGUCGCGACAGAGAGUCAACCUGAUCGCCGACGUAGCCGUCAAUGAUGUCGCAGGUAACCUCAAUGACUCUCGCUCUUUGGGGCCUUUGUUGUCGCUAUGUACCGCUUGCCAACCCCUUCUCUCCCCCCCUUUCCCGUGA